AGCCAAAUCACGAAAGUCAUAAUAAUUUUUCCUUAUAAAGCAAAAAAAUUGAAGGGUAACGUGUUCAUCUACUCAACACUGAUCAAUGAGGUUGUUUUGAACAUGAACCACAAAAAAUAAUUGAUUCCGUCUUAUCUUGCUGCCAAGUCCCAUUAAUGAACCAUAAUCUGGAUUUAGCAUAUGCCGCCACGUAAUUAAACGCUUAAUUACUUGCUUUAACUUUCAUCAGUGACAGUGACGUGCUGCUAGGUGUCUCUCUUCAAUUAAUUCCUUGCUUCCAUUGUCAUUCACUUUGAUCAUGCUUCAUCUUCAGUUUCCUAUUUAAUUUCCAGCACUUCCAUUGUGGAAUACACAUUUUGGUGUGUGGUGAAGUAAGGUUGAAGCAAAGAAUCAAUUAGAAAAAUUGAUAGAAAAUGAGUGAUUGGGGUCCUGUGGUGAUAGCAGUGGUGCUGUUUGUGUUGUUGAGUCCUGGUCUUCUGAUUCAAAUUCCUGGGAAGAGCAGAGUGGUGGAGUUUGGAAACAUGCAAACCAGUGGAAUUUCUAUCUUGGUCCACACUAUCAUCUUCUUUGGUCUCAUUACCAUUUUUCUUAUUGCCAUUGGUGUGCAUAUCAACACUGGCUAAGCUCACUGCUUAAUUGUUCUUUCUGUUUAAGGUCUGAAUUUGUUAUGUGGUGUUAAUUGUUACUCAUUUAACUGUGUUUUUCCCACCAUUUCUCAUGUCCUCAUGGAAUGUUAACUCUUCUUCUGUUAUUCUGCUUGA
This is a messenger RNA of Vigna unguiculata (cowpea), 761 nucleotides long. RefSeq lists its product as uncharacterized. The record is from RefSeq and is a predicted model, not a curated record. NCBI's taxonomy places the organism in Eukaryota, Viridiplantae, Streptophyta, Magnoliopsida, Fabales, Fabaceae.